Oncorhynchus masou masou (cherry salmon) is the source of this 2327-nucleotide messenger RNA. Its product is annotated as mucin-3A-like. NCBI's taxonomy places the organism in Eukaryota, Metazoa, Chordata, Actinopteri, Salmoniformes, Salmonidae. The record is from RefSeq and is a predicted model, not a curated record. Gene Ontology annotation, cellular component: membrane. The transcript has 10 exons. Bases 241 to 2184 code for a protein of 647 amino acids.
AUGCCGGAGAAAAUGGUAGGAUGAUGAUUUACUGGGAAAGAUGGGUUGAUCUGUGAUUGUCUGAAGGUUGGAAUUAAUGAGUGUUGGAAUAAAUACAUAGACACAUGAACAGUAUAAAUGUUUGAUCUCCUCCAAUCAGGGUGAGAAUGUGUGUUUAGUUAUAUAUGUUUUGUGUUUUGGUUUCACGGUCUGAGAGGUGUGUGCUGGUCGUCGUGGUUAUGGUAUCAGGAAUCAAGGGAAAUGGUGGGUUUUCUCUGCCUUCUCCUCUCUCUGACUGCUUUACAAGUGGAGGCUUUCAGUGGGGGAGGAUCUUCCAUUGCUUCUCAGUGUGGCUCAAUGCUACCUGGUAAUAGUUUUCAUGGCAGCACAGGGCAGAGCUCUUCCUCACCAUACACUGUCACUGUCAACCAGACCAACUACCAGCCAGGAGACACCAUCCAAGUGACUCUGUCAGGAACUUUCACCUAUAAAGGGUUUCUACUGGUGGCCCACGAGGAAGGACAGAACAAGCCUGUGGGAACGUUCUCUCUGGGCAGUGGAACUAGGAUCAUUCUUGUGCCUUGCAAUGGGAUUGCAGCCUCUGGGGUGAGUCAAAACAACAAUCUUCCUAGAUCAUCAGUAACAGUCACCUGGACAGCACCAUCCUCAUCCUCAUUGGGCAACAUCAUAGUCAAGUCAACAUUUAUGCAGACCUCCAGUGUAUUUUGGAUUGCAGUGCCGAGCGUGACUGUAAACCGACGGGCCUCAGCUGUCACCACAACAAGAGCUCAAACAACAACAACUACUGAUCCUACUACAACAACUACUGUUCCUACUACAACAACUACUGUUCCUACUACAACAACUACUGUUCCUACUACAACAACUACUGAUCCUACUACAACAACUACUGUUCCUACUACAACAAUUACUGAUCCUCCUACAACAACUACUGAUCCUACUACAACAACUACUGUUCCUACUACAACAACUACUGUUCCUACUACAACAACUACUGUUCCUACUACAACAACUACUGAUCCUACUACAACAACUACUGAUCCUACUACAACAACUACUUAUCCUACUACAACAACAACUACAGCUCGUCCUACAACAACAAAUACAGCUCCUCCUACAACAACAACUGUUCCUACUACAACAACUACUGAUCCUACUACAACAACUACUGAUCCUACUACAACAACUACUGAUCCUACUACAACAACUACUGAUCCUACUACAACAACUACUGAUCCUACUACAACAACAACUAUUGCUCAACUAAAUCUCCAACCACAACAACUACAGCUCCUACUACAACAACUACAACUCCCACUACAACAACUACAGCUCCUACUACAACAACUACAACUCCCACUACAACAACUACAGCUCCCACUACAACAACUACAGCUCCUAACACAACAUCUACUGGACCUAUCCCAAACAGUUCUGAACAGCACAACUAUGACUCCUACUGCUAUAUCUGCUACUCCAAGUCCUACUCCUAUGCCUCCUACUGCUACAUUUGCUAUUCCUAGUCCUACUCCUCUGACUCCUAAUACGUCAACAACUCCAACUACUGCUACUGCUACAACUCCUCUUAGACUUACGAGUUUGAGAGAAAGAAAGCGCUACUCUAGACCAAUGGGCUGCGAUGUUAGAGAUGACCCCAGGAAAUGCACCUACAUCUCUGUCACAACCUACCCACCUUUCAUAGUGGAGAUUAGUGCACCUGCAGAGACACUUAAGGGAUACCUGGGAAUCAUCAGUGAAAUGCUAACUAAUCAAAUCAAGUUUGAAUCAGUGAUUGUGGUGUACGAAAGUGGAACAUUUACUGUUCAAAAGGCCUUUUACAAUGGAGCCACAUUUAUCAACAAAACACAACUGGAGGUGACGGACAAAGAACUUGCUUAUGAUCCUAAUAUAAAAAUACUUCAAUUGAACUUCAUCAUCCCUGAUCAUUUGACUCCACUGUUGCUCAAAAUGUUGACCCUAACACCCAGAUGUGUAAUAGAUACUGGUCUUCAAAAAGUGUUCUUUGUCCGAGGAUCUGUUGAGGAUAAUGGUGAUCUUGGCUCUCCCUCCAUCACACUUUUGACAGGGCUCUCCAGUCAGGUUUCAUCAAGCUGUAGGAAACCCCUUUUUCACGGCUUGUUGAUGACGUUGGUUUGUUGGAACCUCUUCAACCUUCUGCCUUAAAUCUGCUGAACUACCAAAUGAGGACUUUACAUCCAAGUACAACAUUUUAUUGAUUUGGCUGUUUUUGUUCAAUAACACUGUAUUUUGUUAUAUACUGUAGUCGUGCAUAUUUAUUGAAAUAUACAGUGGGGCAAAAAAGUAUU